AUGCUCAUGAUACGACCGAAAUUUUGGCUUUACAUUCAGUUGGUCGAUGUGGUUGCAAGGGCAAGUCAACAUUCGAAAAGGUCUCUUGACGGCACUUCUCCCACAAGCCUUACGCCUGGAGUUCGACCACAGCACUCCAACGACCAGAGCUGUCUGGUGGCAUUGAAUGGCGCAUGGCGCGAGCUUGAGCGACUGCUGGCGCAAUCCGGCGCAGAAAGGCAUUCGGACGCGCGAGAACUGUGCAAAAUUCUCUCGGAUGAAUAUGUUAGGGAAUUGCUAAUAGCUGUAGAUGACAUAAGAAGCGGUCGGUACACCGCCCGCGUGGAAGUGGACGCCGUCUCGGUGCCAGUCUACGUGGAGGCGGAGCCAGUCUUGGGCGCAGAGGAGCAGGGCUCCGGGGAGAGUGAUGACACGCUCGAUCAGCCCCUCUCCAUAUCCUCCCUGCCCGCAGACCCUUCCUCCAUUUCCGAGCCUCAGGUCGCCGGAGGAACGCCCAUCGUCCACUUGACCAAGCCACAAGAGCAUGUCGAUCGUGACACAAGAAUUCCCAUUGGGAACAGCCGUCACCUUCCACCAAUGUCCGGACGACAGCGCCCCUCACCGCAACCACCUCGUCGCACCUCUUCCACUUCGGCCGCCACAGACCCUCGCCACCACCACCGCCACCCCCCAUCCCCCGGGCCGCCUCCGCAGACACCCUCCAACGAGUUCCCGUGCCACAGUCUUGGUCGCCGAGCUGGUGGGGCACGCGCCAGACACCCCGCUCUCCCGUCCUACAUUGAAAAUAGCAUUCCUGAGCCCGGGAAGAUAAGAACCAUUCACAUCACCCGAAGAAUACCUGGAGAACCUUUGGGAAUCACUCUGGCCGAAAGAUCCGCAUCUCCGCCACCGACACGCAGUGGAUCGCUGCUCUCUCUUCUUGGAAAGCAAGGUCAUCGAGAGGCCAGCAAGGAGCUCCCGAGGAUAGUAAUUCAGAGGGUGAUGGUGGAUUCUCUGGCCGACAGGCAUGGAAACUUGUUCCCUGGUGACGAAAUCAUUGAAUUUAAUGGGAUGAUUGCUACCUCAUUGGAAACAAUCCAGAUGGCGAUGAGAAAUGCAUCACAAAAUCUGGAGUUGAAGUUAGUUGUGCGAACCCCCAGAAUAGGGCAGUUGAAAGCUCAUCUCUUCAACCGCAAUCGGCCAGAACACAAGGUUUAUAUCCGUUGCAUGUUCACUUAUGACCCGAUAAAGGACACACUGUUGCCCAACGCGAAUUUGGGGAUACCUUUUAAAAGCGGCGAUGUCUUGGAGUUGGUGGAUUCACAAGACCUCAAUUGGUGGCAGGUUAGAAGGCUUGAUGGUGCAGAUUCAAAUGUUGGCCUGGUUCCCUCUCAAACGCUAGAGGAACGCCGUCAAGCCUUUAAUCAACAGGCUUCAAAACCAGAUUCCAGCAAGAAGACAAAAAAAGUCAAAUCCAUCUUCCGCGCAGCAGAUUCAUCAGACCUUUUGGUGCGCUCGGAUCUGUGGGUUUAUGAGGAAGUCGUACCUUGGCCACCCUCUCCAGUACACACCCUUCUUCUUAUUGGUCCAAAUGGCGUUGGUCGAAGAACGUUGAAAUUCCUUCUCUGCACCCAAUACCCACAGCGAUUUGCAUUUCCCAUAUCUGAUACCACUGAUCCCAAUGCGUCACCAUCCCUGUUUCGUCUACGCACAAAAGAACAAAUGGAAAAGGAUAUCCGACAAGGCGCAUUUGUGGAAUGGGGAACUGUAGAUAGUCACCAUUAUGGUAUUCGGUUCGCCGCUAUUAGGGAAAUAAUAGCUGCGGGACGAACCGCAUUGGUCGAUUGCCAGUGUCAGUCUGUCCACCUACUACACCAACCUGAAUUCAAUCCGCAUGUUGUCUUCGUUUCCGCGCCCAAUUUCGAAACGGCCAAGGCCAUGAUGGAAAUCGGUAUACGGGAAAACCUUACGAUAAACAAGCGAACAGAUGAAGAUAUCCAGAAUAUUGUCGAGGAGUCAAAGUUAUUCGCGGUUCGGCAACAACACUUGUAUACGCACACGUUGGUCAACAGUAACAUGAACGAAAGCGUGGACAAGCUGUCGCGUCUCGUUUCACGCCUGGAAAAGCAACCAGGCUGGAUACCAGCGGGUUGGGCUUACGAGAUGAGUCCACCGAAGUCUCUAGGGAAAGAUGGAGCAAGUGCAUAUCUUCUGGGUUUAAAUGCGCUCUCCGCUACGGGAAUUCCAGGUCUUCCCUCGGACAACCAGUCGGCCAUAGGUAGGGCUACGAACUCGGUCGUAUCUGUGGCCUCUCCGGAAUCGGCUGUGCGCCUGGCAAGACCCCCUUCGGUGUGCAGUUCCCUCCAGCUGCCGGUCCCGCCGGGCGUCGGAGGGGGCUACAGCGCGGGCACGACAGGGCGUUGGCGCUACGAGAAGCGCGGAGCGACACCGCGCGCCGAGCCAUCCCUGCCGGCUCUUGCCUCGGUGGCUGGGUCAGAGACGGGCGACUCGGUCUCAGCCCUGUCAGACACUCCACCUGUGGAACACCGCAAAACUCAUCAGAAGACGAAUGUCAAACUUUCUUCAGCAACCGUAGUUCGUGGACCCUACCAGCCAUCCAAACAGAGAACGCCAAAUCAAAAAUCAGUUCCACCCAACGCGAUUCGAACACGCGCACCCACUAAGGUGAUUCAUGAUGAUGAUGGCGAUGAUGACGAUGACAUUAGCAGCACUUCUUCCGAAAACGACUAG
Messenger RNA from Mesocestoides corti, 2730 nucleotides. Lineage: Eukaryota; Metazoa; Platyhelminthes; Cestoda; Cyclophyllidea; Mesocestoididae. The record is from the annotation of a GenBank genome assembly.